This is a messenger RNA of Chanos chanos (milkfish), 3863 nucleotides long. RefSeq names its product ectonucleotide pyrophosphatase/phosphodiesterase 2-like (gene enpp2l). Gene Ontology annotation, molecular function: phosphatidylcholine lysophospholipase A1 activity; alkylglycerophosphoethanolamine phosphodiesterase activity; zinc ion binding. The coding region runs from base 709 to 3234 and encodes 841 amino acids. The transcript has 25 exons. Lineage: Eukaryota; Metazoa; Chordata; Actinopteri; Gonorynchiformes; Chanidae. Gene Ontology annotation, biological process: immune response; phosphatidylcholine catabolic process. The record is from RefSeq and is a predicted model, not a curated record.
UGAUUGCUGUGGAUAAUAACAUUAUAUUAGUCAAAGGGGAGAACUAGUUUUUAGAGUCUCAGAGCCCAGAAUACACAUAUACAGAAGAAAAUUUUUGCAUGAUAGAAAAAUGUUUAAUAACUCUUAAUGUAUGUGAAAUCUUGAGUCUGUGAGUAGGGCAGUUGCAGACACACGACAGAUUUGCCUAAUGAAAAUAAGUCUGUAAAAAGCAAACAUAUUUACCAGUAGUUACUGCUAAAUGUACCAAUGAAGAAACAGUAGAAGGAUGCGACAGUCAUGUAUUUGGGCUAACUGCAAAACAUUCGUUUCAAUGUAAACCUUUUUAUCAGCAAUAAUCAAUCAUUUCUGUUCUGCUCUCUCUCUCUCCCUGUCUCUCUCUGUACGUGCGCGCGCGCGGGUGUGUGAGUGGGUGUGUAUACUCUCUAUCUAUGGUAUACGCGUAGGUGUGAUACUCUCGUGGAGCCUGUGGAGUUAAAUGCUGACCGUUGUAUCCAGCAUCACUCUCUGCGACUAGCACAACUGUCCCAGGGGAUCACUGUGGUCAUUACCUCAUCCGCGUUGGCUCUCAGCAAAGCGCACAUUGAAGAAAAGUAAACAAGAGCGCUGCGUCCAGACCCGCGCCGAACCACCCGCUACAGCACGGUCAGAAGUUUUCACAGCGGUCGGAAUUAGGAGAUUUUUUGGAAUGCUCAAAGGAGGUUCUGCAACAUGUUACUGGGAAAUUUGAUAACUGCAGUGCUGUCUCUGCUGAAUGCUGUGGAGCUGGUGAAUGGAUAUGUCUUUCAGGCUGCACAGCCAGGAGAGAAGGAUGAGCCAGCAGUACACACAAACAUUGUUUUAGAUUUGAAGGGGUCAUGUAAAGAUCGCUGCUUUGAGUUGAAGGAGGAGGAACCUCCACUCUGUCGCUGUGACAACCUCUGUAAGACCUACUACAGCUGCUGCACUGAUUUCGACGAACAGUGUCUAAAAACUGCUGGAGGCUUUCAGUGUACUGAAGACCGGUGUGGAGAGAGUCGGAAUGAAGAGUAUGCCUGUCAGUGCUCAGAGGACUGUCUGCAGAAAGGCGACUGCUGUACCAACUUUAAAGCCUUGUGUAAAGGUGAGAGUGCCUGGGUAGAGGGAGACUGUGAAGAGAUCGAGAGCCCAGAAUGUCCUGCAGGCCUUGUUCGACCCCCCCUCAUAAUGCUGUCUCUGGAUGGAUUUCGUGCCUCCUACCUGAAGAAAGGAAAAACUAUCAUUCCCAACAUUGAGAAAUUAAGAACAUGUGGAACUCAUGCAACUCAUAUGAGACCAAUGUACCCCUCCAAAACCUUCCCCAAUCUCUACACACUGGCCACGGGUCUGUAUCCAGAGUCACAUGGAAUUGUGGGAAACACCAUGCAUGACCCUGUGUUUGAGGCCAACUUCAAUCUCCGUGGCAGAGAGAAACUGAACCAUCGCUGGUGGGGGGGACAGCCUAUCUGGAUCACGGCUGAGAAUCAGGGAGUGAAAGCAGGAACCUUUUUCUGGCCCUGGGUCAUUCCUUUGGAGAGACGGAUACUGACAAUUCUGCACUGGCUACACCUGCCUGAUGAAGAGAGACCCUACGUGUAUGCUGUCCAUUCAGAGCAGCCUGAUGUGUUUGGACACAGACAUGGGCCCCUCAGUAAUGAACUGGAUAACCCUUUGAGAGAGAUUGAUAAUAUCAUUGGGCAGCUGAUGAAUGGUCUGAAGCAGAUGCACCUCCACCGCUGUGUGAACGUCAUCCUGGUCGGGGACCACGGCAUGGAGGAAGCCCACUGUGACAAGACAGAGUACCUGAGCUCAUAUGGACUGAAUCCCAACGAUUUCUCUCUCAUCCAGGGAUCCUCAGGCCGCUUACGCCCCAGAAACCGCAACAUGUCCUAUGAUCCCAAAGAGACUGUGGCCAAUUUAACUUGUAAAAUGCCGAAUCAGCACUUUACGCCGUAUCUGAAACAGCACCUGCCCAAACGACUGCAUUAUGCCAACAACCGCCGAAUCGAAGAUGUUCACCUGCUCAUGGAGAGGAAGUGGCGUGUGGCCAUGGUCAAACCUGAGUACAGGAUGUGUGGAUUCUUUGGAGAUCAUGGGUUUGACAACAAGAUGGACAGUAUGCAGACAAUCUUCUUGGGCUACGGGCCAAGUUUUAAGUUCAGGACACAAGUACCUGUCUUUGAAAACAUUGAACUUUACAACGUCAUGUGUGAUCUCCUGGGUUUGACCCCUGCUCCCAAUAACGGGACCCAUGGCAGCCUGAAUGCCAUGCUCAGGGCACCAACGUACACACCCACUAAACCAGAGGAAGUGACUGUACCCUCAGCCUUAGUGCCUGGGUCAGCCACUGCCAGCAACCAGGACUGCAGCUGUGAUGAGGAGAAUAAAGUGGAGGAGAACAUUGAGAGAUUCUCUAACUCCAUGGACGAGAGCACACUUCUCCCGUUUGGUCGCCCUGCAGUGCUGUUUCAGACCAGAUACACUCUGCUCCAGCAGACUGAGUACAUCAGCGCCUACAGUCUGGAGCUCCGUUUGCCCCUCUGGACCUCAUAUACUGUUACCACAGAGAAGACUGAGAGUACAGCCCUGCCACUGACAGUCAGUGAGUGUGUGAGAACAGACCCACGUGUCCCAGCUGAAUACAGCCCUCCCUGCUCCACACACGGCCAGGAGACACACUAUGGGUUCCUCUUCCCACCAGAUCUGGCAGUGACUCCUGAGUCCAGAUAUGACUCAUCACUGAUCACGAACACUGUUCCAAUGUACUCUGCUUUCAAGAGAAUAUGGAGCUACCUGCAGGGGGCAGUGUUGAGACGACAUGCAGCUGAGAUGGCAGAGAUUAAUGUGUUGACUGGUCCCAUUUAUGAUCAUGACUAUGACGGUCUGAGAGACGACAUCACAAAGAUCAAAGAGCAUGCAGGUGAAUCAGUCUUUGUUCCCACACAUUAUUUUGUGAUAGUCACAAGCUGUGAUGACAGCGUGAACAGGUCAGUGGAGGCGUGUGAGGGGCCCCUCAAAGCCAUCACCUUCAUUCUGCCUCAUCGCCCUGACAACAGCGAGAGCUGCAAUAGUUCAGAAGAGGAGUCUAACUGGGUGGAGGAGAUCUUGCACACACACACCGCUCGCGUUCGGGACGUGGAAAUUCUCACGGGCCUGGACUUUUACCGCACAACUUCACAUAGCUACACGGACAUCCUGUCUCUAAAGACCUACAUGCACACCUUUGAAGAGGACGUGUAAAAAGAAAAAGAAAAGAAAACGGAGGGAAAGAAGAGAAAGAUCGCCUCCCCCACACUGGCUCCUCCUUCUCCUCUCGCUCCCUAGUUCAUCUCUGAUUCUUUGGUGUAUAUUUUUAUAGAAUUUAUCAUAUUUAUUAUUCAUUUCCAAUGGAAUAAUAAUGAAAUGACACUUAAAGACACUAACCCUUAGGGAAAAGAGGUCUUUCCUCUCAGUUUAACAGUGUUGUCUGUAUACCAUCAAAGUUGACUAUGUCUUUACGAGUAACUGUUGGCGGUUCGUGUAUUUUAGAGAUACAGAUGAACAGUGUAUGCAGGGUUUCUGUGCAGAUUUGAUGUCAGGUUACACUCAGGUGAUGGUUGUGUGUAAUAGCAUGUAUUGACAGUGUUGAAUAAUAAUAUGUUUUACUCUGUGAGCAAAAGUCUGAGUCUCUCUGACAGCAAAGCACUGACUACUCAAACUCAUCCUGUUAGACAGCUCACCGCCCCGUCAUCUCGUCAUAGUGAAGAUUAUGCUGAUAAAACAGUUUUAUGCCCCGCUAGAUUUAGAUUAACCUGUCAUCUGGUUUGGACGUGGUUAACCUGUCAUCUGGUUUUGUUCCCAAUAAAGUCCAGUAAUGUCACUCACAUGUG